AUUUUCUUGGCCGUUUCGGUGUCUGGUCGAUACAAUUUUUUUUGGGACAAUUUUUAUGUAUUUAAGGAUAAGUUUAUCCCAAAUGGUCCAUUUUCGGACGAGUUUUACAAAAAUCUAGCCAGGAAUAAUCCAAGCAAAAAUAUCAUUUCCUCGCCGCUCUGCCUCGAAAUCGCAUUGAGCAUGAUGUACAUGGGUGGUGAGGGAAGAUCGGCUCAACAAAUAAAAAACGCUCUACAUCUUUCAUGGAAUAAAAAAGAAGUGGCUAAAAAGUAUAAGAAUUUGCUGACAAACCUUGAAAACCGCGAAAAAGUGGCCAUUGUUCAUUUGGCGAAUCGCAUAUUCAUCGCCGAUUAUUAUGAAUUAGUUCCGGAAUAUAAUCAGGGGCUUAAAGAUUCGUUCAAGGCCCAAGCCGAGACCAUCGAUUUUAGAAGUCCGGAAAAUGCAUCAUUGAUUGUGAAUAAGUGGAUUGAUCAACAGACUAACGGCAAGAUCAAAGACCUAGUUACAUCCUCAGACUUUUCAUCGAAUCUAACUGCAAUGAUCUUGAAUGCUGUUUACUUCAAGGGACAGUGGAAGCUCAAGUUUAAUCCGAAACAUACAAAAGUGGCCGACUUUCGAAUAAGUGAUAAAAAACGAGUACCUGUUCAAAUGAUGCAGGUAUCGGGAGUUUUUAAUGUAUCCUAUAUAAAUUUCCUAGAAACCCAGGUGAUCGAACUACCCUAUAGAAAUUCGAGCCUCCGCAUGGUAAUAUUUUUGCCCAAGAAAAUCAAUAAGCUUCCUCAACUAGAGCAAACGAUCGCCCACUUUUCCAAGCGUUUUGUACCGAUGAAGGUUGACUUAAAGUUGCCCAAGUUCAAGAUCGAAUUUACAGCAGACCUUAAGGAUAUUCUCAAGAAGAUGGGCAUCCGAAAAGUAUUCGAAAAGACUUUUAACUUUGCACACCUGGUAGAUGGAUUGUUUAAACUGGACAAAGUCAAGCAACGUGGCUUCCUGGAGGUGAAUGAAGAGGGCGCCGAAGACGCGGCUGCAACAGUAAUGUAUGUAUUAGCGCCACAAAGUGCCCCCCUGGAGAUUGUGGUCAACCAACCGUUUGCCUAUGUCAUUCGGGAUAAUGAAAAUAUUUACUUUCAAGGACAUGUUAUUAACCCACAAAUGACAGAUAAAUAAAGGGCCAUUU
Drosophila takahashii is the source of this 1177-nucleotide messenger RNA. RefSeq names its product serine protease inhibitor 42Dd-like. NCBI's taxonomy places the organism in Eukaryota, Metazoa, Arthropoda, Insecta, Diptera, Drosophilidae. Gene Ontology annotation, molecular function: serine-type endopeptidase inhibitor activity. The record is from RefSeq and is a predicted model, not a curated record.